This is a messenger RNA of Oryza brachyantha (malo sina), 1143 nucleotides long. Its product is annotated as pre-mRNA-splicing ATP-dependent RNA helicase prp28-like. Bases 47 to 769 code for a protein of 240 amino acids. NCBI's taxonomy places the organism in Eukaryota, Viridiplantae, Streptophyta, Magnoliopsida, Poales, Poaceae. The transcript is spliced from 3 exons. The record is from RefSeq and is a predicted model, not a curated record.
GACCCGAGUCAAAACGCAAAACCAUUUCCGAGCCCGGCAAACGCAGAUGGCGGAGCUGACCGCAGCCACCGAUGCCGCCGCCGCCCCGCCGCCUCCACCUGAGCCAACCCCACCACCGGAGCCCACGGUCACGGCCGGUGCGGAGCAGAGGGUCGCUCAUACUGCUCCUCCGCCCGAUGUGCCGGCACCUCAGCCGCCGCCGGCGAGGAAGCGGAAGCUGGAGGAGGCGGGGUUCCAUAACUCCGCCUACUACAAGAUCCGCGCCGCCAUCGCCGACCUUCGUGUCCGUUUCGUGCAGGUUUACGAAGCUACCGAUUUCCGAAAAAGUGAUGCUGCUCGUGAGAUUCUGAAAGAGAUAAAGGGUGUCAUGGAGCUAUCCAAGAAAAUGAGGCAUGAUCUUGGUGCCACUUUUGAACCUGCAAAGCUACCAGAGAAGCCCUUAGCUGGAGUUGUGAAGGAUGGGCAAGCGGAACCACCUCCAUCUGGAGAAAACAAUCAUGCUCCUCAGACAGGUCAGACUACAGUGUGUUCAAAUAUUGUAAAUGAUGUUGCGCCAACCAACCCAAACUCGGAGGGUGCGGCAAAGAUAGGGGAAGCCCAAAACAGCGAGCUUGCAGAUCGUCCGAAAGAUCUAGACGAAAUUGCGCAGGGGUCUUGUGUGACAGGUGGAUCUCCUAUUGGCUGGAAUUUUCUUGUCUGGCCUGGGGGUAAAGUGGUUUACUAUGGGCGAACCAAAGAAGUGUUUCUGGCGAGUCAAGCUGAAAAUUAAUCAUGUGCUGUUCACAUUCAGUCUUAUGACUGGUAAUGUACCAUUCAACUGUGGGAAGAUGAUUUAUUGAAUGUGGUAAUGCACCAUUCGAUUGUGAUAGGAUUAGUCUUAAAAAAAAUGUGGUAGGAUGAUUUCUAGUGUGGUGUUCCCAGUCGUCUGACUGACAAUGUACCAUUAUGGGAGGAUUGGAGGAUGAAUUGUAGUAUGCGGUUUUCGCAUUCAGUCUCCUGGCCGGUAUUGUACUGGAGUAUUCAAUUGUAAGAGGAUGAUCUAGUUGUUAAACAUCUAUUACAAUGUAACUGAUUCCUGCAUGACAUUCUGUUCUUGUAUGAAAUACUAUUAUGCUGCACGACCAUAUCUCUUCAGCUUGGAUG